UGCGGAGCGUUUGCUCUCCUUUAUGUGAAGACUAUGGCUCUGCGAAAGAACACCCUCGUGUUGCUGAUUCUCAUAUCUUCGUUCUCAAUAUUUAUCGCCAGCAUAUCUGAUAUAAUAUCUGUCAAUAUUGAGGCAAUGGAAGCUAGGGCCGUCGACAGCAGCAACAAAAUGUCACACAUUUCUGGAGACCGAGGGACUAUCAUGUCGAACAACGCCGACAACCUUCUUUGGUUUUUACAGGUAUCGGACACCCACAUCAGCAUUUUCCGAGACCCUUCACGCCUGUCAGAUCUGCACAGUUUUUGUAAACUGACUAUUCCAGCCAUAAAACCUUCAGUUGUUCUGGUCUCAGGAGAUCUAACUGAUGCCAAAGCUGAGGAUAACAUGGGUUCUGCCCAGUACGAGCAAGAAUGGAAGAACUACAGAGAUCUCCUCAACAAAUGUAACCUUGGCAAUCACACUACCUGGCUUGACAUACGAGGAAACCAUGACAAUUUUAAUAUACCUGACGCCAAGUCUUCUUGGAAUUACUAUCGUCAAUAUUCUCAACAGGGCAAGAAAAACCCUCGCUCAUACUUGUACCAACUUUCCAAAGGAAAUGUGCUGUAUUCCUUUCUUGGUGUUGAUGCUUGCCUUGAACCAGGGCCUCGUCGACCUUUCAACUUUGUUGGGAUGUUAAAUGUUCAAGAGGGCAACCAUGUGAAUUCACUAAUUCAGCAGGUUGAAUCUUCAGGGAGCAAUUACACCAUAUGGUUUGGACACUAUCCCACUUCCUGUAUUUUGUCUAGUGGGCCUGAAGAUAUUAGAGACCUUAUUGGCAAACACAAUGGUUCCCUUGUGUACUUGUGUGGCCACUUCCAUACAUUUGGUGGGACUGUACCCAACAUGUACACUCUCCAAAAGAAAGGAUUCCUUGAACUAGAACUUGGUGAUUGGAUGGACAAUCGAUUGAUCCGUCUCUUGGCUGUUGACCAUGGUCUUCUUUCAUUUGUUGACUUGAAACAUGGAGAGUGGCCAGCUAUUCUGGUAACGAAUCCAAAACAUGCUUUGUACCACAUUGUUGGCAGGGAACCUCGAAACCUCAUUGCUACUUCUACGCAUGUGCGUAUUUUAGUUUUUUCUCUGGACAAAAUAAAACUGGUUCAAGUACGAUUCAAUGAAGGCAGCUGGGUCAAGGCUAAUCAUGAAGGAGGGCCCCUGUUCACUGUUCCUUGGAUGCCCGAGUUGUAUGCAACUGGAGUGCACUACAUGCAGGUCAAAGCUGUUGAUUCAACAGGAAGAAAUCAGACAAUCACUCAUCCAUUUUCUGUUGAUGGAACCCGCUUGACUUUCAGGUUUCUUCCUCGUUUCAUUCUAAUGUCCAACAUAAGCACUGUGUUUCAGGUAUUUUUCGGUGCAACAUUAUUUGUUUGUGUUGUUCCACUGUGUUUUGUUAAGUAUCUGCAUUCUCAAGUUACUGCCAAAAAAAGAGAGAGACCUCAUCUUCGACCACGAUACUUAAACCUUUGGCUUAGACGAUUAUGGGUUCUGUCCAGCAUUGACCGUAUAUUUUAUCCGCUUACUCUCUAUGCUGUCUAUAUAACAGUAGGCCCUUGGUCCAUUGGGGCUGUCAUAGAGGGUCAUGUUGGUGCAAUUUUUGCAUGGGGUAUUAUUGUGAAUGGAUCUUAUUUGCCAGGAUCAUUUACUUAUGCCUAUGGCUUUCUUCAGUUGCUUGUGGUACAAGUACCUCUAACACUGAUUCUUUCUUGUUACUUGCACAAGAGAUUAAUGUGGAGAAUCAAAGGCAAAAAAGUGUGUUUUAAGGACAGUUGGCCAAGCCAGACUGCCUUUGGAGUCCUCAUAGCCCUUCAGAUGAUGUUCGCUUACUUCUUUUGGCUUGCAUAUGGAACCAUGGCCUUCUUCCUUGGUCCUCUGAGAACCUGGUCAACUUUACUCAGUGCUUUCUUGUGGUAUCAAGCGGUCUUUCUUCCUGAUUACUGUUUGAGGGAAGCAAGAGAUGUGUGGAGUCCCAAGAAGGAUGUACCAAAAGCAGAGGAAAUACCUAUUGCUGUUAAUCCAUCUUCCUCCCAGUGAAUAGAGCUUCCACUAAGUGAAAAGUGUCACAUCAUUUGGCUGAUUUAUUUGUGAGCUUAUUUCAGUAACUUUGUUUUAAAUCAGAAAAAUUAUGAAUGUAAAUGUUAGAAUGGUUAUCUUUGAAGACUCAUUUUUCUCUGCAGUGUUUCUUUGCUCGCCAAGGGUUAUUAUGUGCCACCUUUUCUAUGUUUACUCCAUUUUAAAUGUUAUAUUUUCAAAAGCAAAUUCUGUGCUGUGAUUCUUUUUAAAUAUUAGUAAAUGUACAUUAUGUCAAAAGUUUUCAAUAUUGAUUAUGUUCAAGUGUGUUAACUCGGGCAUUUCAGUUGGCUCAGCACUUGAGCUCUGAGAGGCUUACAGAGGAAAGUAACUUGUCUAGUCUGUGGCCAAAUCUUUUAUCUAUGUUUUACUCUUAGGUUCUUGUGUAAAGUGUAGGUGUAUAUUCCUACAGAUAACUAAAGCAGAGACUUUCCGCUUUUGUAUAUGCUCUUUUGUAACUGCUUUUGUGCUAAUGUGUAUACGUAAUGCUAAUGCAUUUUGUGAAUACUGCUACAUACCAAAUCAAAAAUAUCUAGAUCUCAAGUAGGACUUAAGUGUUAACUUAUUGUGAGGUGUUCCUAGCCUAAAGCCUAGAUAUGACAUUGACUUGUGAAAGAUGGCAGGUAAAAAUUAAAAAAAAAAAA
Messenger RNA from Thrips palmi, 2753 nucleotides. Its product is annotated as transmembrane protein 62-like. Bases 34 to 2073 code for a protein of 679 amino acids. Gene Ontology annotation, molecular function: hydrolase activity. The transcript has 13 exons. The record is from RefSeq and is a predicted model, not a curated record. NCBI's taxonomy places the organism in Eukaryota, Metazoa, Arthropoda, Insecta, Thysanoptera, Thripidae.